UCAUUUUCUCUUCACUUUCCUUGGGUUUCUCGGAAACCAUACGGAGCUCGUGUUUCACUCACUCUGUUUCUGAGAAACUUGGAAUGAUUUGAUUUUGAGCGCUGUUUUCAUUUUGUGCAGAAAAAGAACGAGAACAAUCAGGGGCCAACACAAGAACAAGCAGAGAAUCAACCAGAACAAAACAAUAAUGAAGAAAUCAACGCCAAGAACACUAACGAAGAGAACAAAGAAAACAAUCCGAAUCCAAAGGGAGUGAUUGUGUUGGGAGUCUACAUGCAUUGCCAGGGAUGUGCUGAUAAGAUCGUCAAGUACUUGAGAGGCUUCGACGGUGUUGAACAAAUCGAGACUAAUAUGAAGAAUCACACAGUGACAGUGAAGGGGAAAAAGGCGGAUCCGAAGAAGAUUCUGGAGAGGCUUCGAAAGAAAUCCAACAAACAUGUCAAACUCAUCUCCCCCAUUCUCAAAGAGAAGAAAGAAGAAAACAAGGAAGCGAAGAAACAAGAGGUGCAGCCAAAGGUAGUUGAAGUCGUGUUGAAGAUUUACAUGCACUGUGAAGGUUGUUCAGAGGAUAUCAAGUACCGCAUUCACAAGAUGCAGGGUGUGAUGACUGUGGAUACAGAUAUGAAUAACUCCCAAGUGACUGUGAAGGGAAUGUUUGAACCGAAUAAGCUGGUCGAGUACAUCAACAAAAGGGCAGGCAAACAUGCUGUGAUUAUGAAGCAAACACUGUCUGAGAAGAAGAAAGAUGAUGAAAACAAGGGUGGUAAAAAAGAGCAAAAAGAAAAAGAUGGGGAGAAAAUCGAUCUGAAGGAUUACUAUCAGAUUUAUCCUCCCGGGUUAGUGUAUGCUCCCCAGCUCUUCAGCGAUGAGAAUCCAAAUGCUUGUUCAGUCAUGUAGAUAGAAAAAAAAUUGGCUUACUGACAGGGGUGGAGGCAAAAAUUCAGUGAAGAGGGAGUACAAAUUAAUUAUAAUAUAAGUUUUUUUUUUUCAUAAUAAGCAACAAUGAGAUAUUACUAAACGUAAAUAUUAAGAGUUUAUUUGGACAGAUGUGAAUUUAAAUUGAAGGAU
Camellia sinensis is the source of this 1068-nucleotide messenger RNA. Its product is annotated as heavy metal-associated isoprenylated plant protein 8. Lineage: Eukaryota; Viridiplantae; Streptophyta; Magnoliopsida; Ericales; Theaceae. Gene Ontology annotation, molecular function: metal ion binding. The record is from RefSeq and is a predicted model, not a curated record.